This is a messenger RNA of Xyrauchen texanus (razorback sucker), 1056 nucleotides long. RefSeq lists its product as uncharacterized. The transcript has 4 exons. The record is from RefSeq and is a predicted model, not a curated record. Bases 1 to 726 code for a protein of 241 amino acids. Lineage: Eukaryota; Metazoa; Chordata; Actinopteri; Cypriniformes; Catostomidae.
AUGGAGGCUUUACUCGGCAACAACCAAUACCAUGUCUUCAUCACGAUUGCUUAUGCACCUUCCCACUCGCGGAGACGGGAGAUUGUGGAGGCUGAACUUCCAGUGAAAACCCUGAAGGAGCGCUGGCCAGCCCUUUUUACAGAAAGACAAGUGUUUGCUGAGUUCAACAGGAUAGCUGCGACUAACUUGAAUAGUGACUUUUUUGGUGCUAUUGACCGCUACACACCACGCUUUCUUGCAAUUUUCAAGUCCAAGAAAGGAAGUGUUGGAGAGAAACUGGCUGAAAUUGUGCAACAAAUUGAUUCAAGGAAACCAGAUGUGACAGCAGUGCGUACCCUUGUUCUCCAAGGCAUCUCUGUUCUGCUUGGUGAUGACUCCAGUACAUUCUACAGCACCUGCUUUGAUUCUGACAGUAAUGAGGCCUGGGCUCAGGUAUCUGUAGGGUUGUUGACUGUCAUCAGUGAAGAUGCGCCCCUCUCUCCAAAUCAUCUCCAUCUUGACCCGGUGUCUACUGCCAUCAUUCUGGAAGGAGGUAUUGUAAUGGACAAUCUCGAGAACCUACCUCAAGCACUUUGCCUCUUGUUUGGACUCUCAUAUGCGCUACACUUGGACUACCCAAAACCAAUGAAAAACACAUUUGGUUUUAUUCAACGAGUGAUGCUUGGCCUGGGAGAGAACAAACUCCCCCCCAAACUUCAAAGUCUUAAAAAUCUCCUGUUGAGUUAGAAUGGUAAAAUUCAAGAGUGACAUUUGGCAUACAAUCUCAUUUGUUUAUGAAAGUGGGUCCAGUUGCUUUUAAUUGUUAAAGGAACACGCCGACUUUUUGGGACUUUAGCUUAUUCACCGUAUCCCCCAGAGUUAGAUAAGUCCAUAGAUACCCUUUUCAUCUCUGUGCGUCCCGUAACUCUGUCUGAUGCACACACCGCUAGCCUAGCUUAGCACAAAGACUGGAAGUAAAUGGCUUCAGCUAGCAUACUGCUCCCAAUAAAUCACAACAUAACGCCAACAUUUUCCAAUUUAAAUGUUGUGAUUUGUAUAGUCAAAUCACAAUUUGUA